AUGUGGCUGCUCUCGCCCGGCAGCAAGUGGCUCUCUCUAGCUCGGAUCCCCUCUUCUAUUCAUCCAUUUUUGAUCCCGCCUCCCCCAAUGUCUACAGUGGUCGACUUUGCUCCUCACGACUUUGGCCGUCAUCCCAUGUUGGACGUCGACAGCAUGUCUCGACCACAUCACAGCUACCACGAGGGAUAUGCCCCCGGACAUGGGCACUAUGCUCCAGAGCACCCACCGUACCCACCACCACAGCCCUCUCACCUCACCCAGCCGCCACGGCUGCCCUCCAUGGCCACCAUGAUAUCGACUGCAGGAGCAAGCCACCCUCCUGCAAUGCCAAAUGGACGGGACGUCUCCUACCCGGGAGGGAAACCGGGCUAUUAUUCAGACUACGCAACCCCCUCACCAGUCGGGCAGACACCUCCGCAGUUCCCUGGUCCGAGCAACGACCCCCAUGCCUUCUCCAGGCGGGCAGUCGACAUCCGGCGCUCGCCCACCCUAUCAUCAACAGCCAGUGACCGGUCAUCUGACGAGGUAGCCCACGAGAUGCGUCUGAGGCAAAUGAACAGCUUCCGAGACCACCACAGCCAAGGGCUCCCACGACAGUAUCCCCAUCAAUCUCCCCGUUCAAGAGGGAGUUCCCUCCACCACGACAGCGCUCUCCCACCAGUAUUGAUGGGCGGCCCCUCUGCCAGCCCUUACGUCCCAGCAUCAGCAUACAUGAACGGCCGUCCGCCACCGCACCUCCCCCAAAGCCCAUCAAACAGCACCCAAGCCAGCGCCUCCCCAAGACAAGAGGGGAAAUCCAUGAGCAUAUCCAACCUCCUCAGCUCAGACAGCGCCACCACCACCACUACCUCCUCCUCCUCCACCUCCCACCCAAACACCACCACAACCAUGAACACCACCACCUCCCACCCCUCCUACCCACCCCCAGCCCCCUCCCCCAUCCCCUCAACCUCAGAAUACCGCAUCUCGGUCCGCCAACAACCUUACGCCGCCCGCUCCUGCGGCUUCGGCGAGCGCGACCGCCGAGUAAUCGACCCACCCCCUAUAGUCCAACUAACAAUCCACGACCCCUCCCUCUCCCCAGAGGAACUCUCCCGCCGACUCCGGCACCAAUUCUCCGUGGUCCACUGCUCCAUUUACGACGACCGCGGCGAGCGCGACAUGUCAGCCAUGCCUGAAGACUUCCGUCAACAACGCCGUCUCAUGGGCACCCUCGUCGCCUCCCCUUUUGUCGGCCAAGACGAAAACGGGGAGGAGGGCUGCUUCUUUUGCUUUCCUGACCUGAGCUGCAGGACACCUGGGAGUUUCAGGUUGAAGUUUGCGCUUGUGGUGCUGGAUCCGAUGAGUAUGCGAAUGGGGGAUAGGAGUAAGAUUGUGGCUACGGCGAUGAGCGAGGUUUUUUGCGUGUAUAAUGCAAAGGAUUUUCCUGGUAUGAAGGCUAGUACGGGGUUGACGAAACGGUUGAAGGAGCAGGGGUGUCUGAUUAGUAUCAAGAAGGGGAACGAGAAGAGGGAGACGCCUGGGGGUGGGGGGGGGGGGUGGGGGUGGUGGGAGGAGGGGGGCCGAGGAGGUUGAGGAGGAGGAGGAGGAAGGGGGGGGAUAGUGAGGGGGAGGGGGAGAAGAGGGGGAGGAAGAGGGUGAAGAGGAGCGCGUGACUAGCUGGGGUGUUUUGUUGUUUGCUCCUCCCUUUUUGGAGGGGGGCAGGGGAUGGUGAUGAUGAUUAUGAUGAUGAGAGGACACCGCUCAGAAAGGGCGGAGAGAAGAGUGGCGGGUGGCAUUUGAAAUGCUAACGCCAUGGUGACAACAACAACCACAAGCAACAGAGCUGAACUGGUCAACCACACAGACAAGUUCAGAUGCUUUUUUUCUAGCAAAGAGCGAACAGAUACCCCAUCAUCUUGUUUUUUUGAUCUCCUAUUUCACUUUUCUUUCCGAGAAAACACUCACAUGACGGAACAACAGCAACAAUUACGAAGGGACGAACUGGACAAAAGGAAACGGGAAAAGUUCGGGGCCACGGAACACAGGGGGACCAAAACGGACUGCGAAUACGGAAAAACGAGAGUCUCCUCCGGGUUGGAUGUUUUUUUUUUCUUGCUCUUUUUGGGUGUAACUGGUGUCGCUUGAACUAGAUCUCUUUUAUGAGACUUUUGGUAUCACGGUUCAGUUGACGAGGGCGACGACGGAGUUAAGAGUGAGCAUGUCAAGCUUGUGCAUUUCGUUCUGCUUUUUGCUUUUAUGGUCUUACCGAUACGGAGAGAAAGACUGGGAAACAAAGUUCUGUGUGCAUUUUGCAUCUUAGCGAGCUUUCUAAGAGAGAAGAGAGAGAGGUACCAAAUCAAUAUCGAUCAAAAGUGUUCUAAUCAUUCA
Molecule: messenger RNA, 2370 nt
Organism: Podospora pseudocomata
Lineage: Eukaryota; Fungi; Ascomycota; Sordariomycetes; Sordariales; Podosporaceae
Exons: 2
Coding region: 1-1575 (524 amino acids)
Source: RefSeq, a predicted model, not a curated record